Ceratotherium simum simum (southern white rhinoceros) is the source of this 1290-nucleotide messenger RNA. RefSeq names its product UDP-GlcNAc:betaGal beta-1,3-N-acetylglucosaminyltransferase 3 (gene B3GNT3). The record is from RefSeq and is a predicted model, not a curated record. Gene Ontology annotation, biological process: protein O-linked glycosylation; poly-N-acetyllactosamine biosynthetic process. Gene Ontology annotation, cellular component: Golgi membrane. Lineage: Eukaryota; Metazoa; Chordata; Mammalia; Perissodactyla; Rhinocerotidae. Gene Ontology annotation, molecular function: N-acetyllactosaminide beta-1,3-N-acetylglucosaminyltransferase activity.
CCCGCGCCCUGCCGGGCCAACGCCUCGGUGGCCGCGCUGCCGGCCUUCGGGGGGCAGCCGCAGCACGUGCGCGACUUCCUGCUGUACAAGCACUGCCGCGACUUCCCGCUGCUGCAGGACGCGCCGCGCGACAAGUGCGCGCCGCCCGUCUUCCUGCUGCUGGUCAUCAAGUCCUCGCCGCACAACUACGAGCGCCGCGACCUGCUGCGCCGCACCUGGGGCCGCGAGCGCCAGGUGAGGGGCGCCGCGCUGCGCCGCCUCUUCCUGGUGGGCACCGCGCCCGACCCGCUGGAGGCCCACAAGGUCAACCGGCUGCUGGCCAUGGAGGCGCGCGCGCACGGCGACAUCCUGCAGUGGGACUUCCACGACUCCUUCUUCAACCUCACGCUCAAGCAGGUGCUCUUCCUGCGCUGGCAGGAGACUCGGUGCCCCAACGCCAGCUUCCUGCUCAACGGGGACGAUGACGUCUUUGCCCACACAGACAACAUGGUCUCCUACCUGCGGGACCACAGCCCUGACCACCACCUCUUCGUGGGGCACCUGAUCCGCGACGUGGGCCCCAUCCGUGACCCCUGGAGCAAGUACUACGUGCCCGAGGUGGUGACGCCGGAGGAGCGCUACCCGCCCUACUGCGGGGGCGGCGGCUUCCUCCUGUCGCGCUUCACGGCGGCCGCCCUGCGCCGGGCCGCGCGCCGCCUGGAGCUCUUCCCCAUCGACGACGUCUUCCUGGGCAUGUGCCUGCGGCAGGAGGGGCUGGCGCCCGCCUCGCACAGCGGCGUCCGCACGGCCGGCGUCGGCGCCCCCUCGGCUCGCACGUCGUCCUUUGACCCCUGUUUCUACCGCGAGCUGCUGCUGGUGCACCGCUUCUUGCCCUACGAGAUGCUGCUGAUGUGGGACGCGCUGAGCCGGCCCAAUCUCGCCUGCGGCAAGCGGACACAGGUCUACUGAGGGGGUGUCGGGGCCCCAGCCUCUAGGCUCCUGUCUCCACCCCGGGAGGAAGCGGUAGUGUCUCCCCCCAGGAAGCUGAGACCUUUGUCCCCCUAAGUGGGCCAGGCAUAGGGCAGUGCCAGGGAGAGUUUGAUGACUGAAUAGUCUGGCUGGUGAACUCCUACACAUCCUUCAAAAUCCACAUGGUACUGCUUAGACCCUGUUCCAUUGUCCUCCCCAGACUCAGCUGGAGGGACCGUCUCGUUCCAUGGCAGCUAAUGGCAGAAGCACUUCUGCUAGGGUCCAGCUGCUCCUGGUACAUCCAUCCCGUUUGAAUCAAGGUCCCACUUCCCAGCUCUGACC